CAUUAAAUAUCACCAGUAGUCCUUGUCGAUACAUCUAUUAUAAACUUGUAGCAAGGUGAUGAGCAAAGAAUUUGUAGGGGAAGCGAUGGAGAAAAACAGUAUCCCUGUAAUUGAUAUGCAAAACUUUCCCGGAAAAUACGAGAAAGUUUUGAGGGAGGCGUGUGAAGAGUGGGGUUGUUUCAGGUUAGUGAAUCACAGCAUACCCAUCUCACUAAUGUCGGAGAUGAAGGCAGUUGUGAGGUCUCUGUUCGACCUUCCCACCGAAAUCAAGCAACGCAACACCACCCCUCUAAAAUGGAGUGGCUACGGCACAUUCAAGGAGCAUGAGGCCAUGACUAUGUUUGACAUAGUAUUGCCGGAAGCUGUGCAAGAAUUUUGUUCUCAGCUUGAUGUCUCUGAUCAUCAAAGGAAGGUAAUUGAGUCGUAUUCUAAGUCUGUGAUGGCUCUUUCUGUUCAAAUCAUGGAAAAAUUGGUUACCAGUUUGGGAUUGAAUACUGGGAACCACUCAUUUGAUGGUUGGCAAAUGUAUAUAAAGAUGAGCAAAUACAACUUCAACCCAGAAACUAUAGCCUCCGUGGGGCUUCCCAUGCAUACAGAUGUAAGCUUCGUGACCAUAAUCGAUGAUGAUGUGGCUGGCCUCGAAGUGAUGAAGAAAGAAUCAGGUGAAUAUGUGGCUGUUGAUCCAUUGCCAGGAAGCAAUCUAGUCAUCAUUGGAGAUUUUGGUGCUGCUUGGAGCAAUGGGAGGUUCCACAAUGCUUGGCACAGAGUGAGAGGCAAGGAAGCCACAGGGAGGGUAUCUAUUAAUUCAUUUCUGAUGGGACCAAGGGAUGGAACUGUGGAAGCACCGGCGGAGCUUGUGAAUGAUGAGCAUCCGCGUCUCUAUGUUCCUUUCACCUGGGAGAACUACAGGACUCUUCAGUACUCUUCUGAAAAUCCCUGGAAAGGUGCCCUUGCCGAUGUACUGAUUCAUCCUAUAAAUUAAUAGUACUUUCUAAGCAAACUUCUGUAAUGAAUAAUGCGGCAGUUGUGAACUUCCAUAUGCCCGCUGUUGUUUUAUGCGUGUGAGUGCUUUUAUGGAGUGUUAUUUGGCAGCUAUAAGAGCUGCUGUGUUUGUACUUUGUACUAAAAUCAUGUUGAUGUUGAUGUUUAUAUUUUAAUUAGGGAUAAUCCAGAUA
Tripterygium wilfordii is the source of this 1175-nucleotide messenger RNA. Its product is annotated as 2-oxoglutarate-dependent dioxygenase DAO-like. The transcript has a single exon. Gene Ontology annotation, biological process: auxin catabolic process. Lineage: Eukaryota; Viridiplantae; Streptophyta; Magnoliopsida; Celastrales; Celastraceae. The record is from RefSeq and is a predicted model, not a curated record. Gene Ontology annotation, molecular function: dioxygenase activity; indole-3-acetaldehyde oxidase activity. Bases 59 to 982 code for a protein of 307 amino acids.